Auxenochlorella protothecoides is the source of this 492-nucleotide messenger RNA. Its product is annotated as ADP-ribosylation factor-like protein 8. Gene Ontology annotation, molecular function: GTPase activity; GTP binding. NCBI's taxonomy places the organism in Eukaryota, Viridiplantae, Chlorophyta, Trebouxiophyceae, Chlorellales, Chlorellaceae. Gene Ontology annotation, biological process: protein transport. The record is from RefSeq and is a predicted model, not a curated record. The transcript has 2 exons. Bases 1 to 492 code for a protein of 163 amino acids.
AUGGAGCUCUCCCUGGUGGGGCUACAGAACGCGGGAAAGACCUCCCUGGUGAACGUGCUCACCACCGGCAGCUUAGCGGAGGACAUGGUGCCCACCGUCGGCUUCAACAUGCGCAAGGUCACACGCGGCGGCAUCACCAUCAAGCUAUGGGACCUGGGUGGCCAGACCCGGUUCAGGUCCAUGUGGGAGCGCUACUGCCGUGGCGUGCAGGCCAUCGUCUUUGUCGUCGACUCGGGCGACGUGGAUGGGCUGGAGGCGGCGCGCGUUGAGCUGCACGAGCUGCUGGGCCGGCCCAGCCUGGCCGGCAUCCCGCUCCUAGUCCUGGGCAACAAGAACGACCUGCCGGAGGCCCUGUCCGCAGCAGAGCUCACCGCCAAGCUGGAACUGGAGGCCAUCAAGGGGCGGGAGGUGUGCGUGUACAGCAUAUCCUGCAAGCGCCAGUCCAACAUCGACGUCACCCUGACGUGGCUCACCAAGCACGCCAAGAGCUGA